Messenger RNA from Acanthaster planci (crown-of-thorns starfish), 2890 nucleotides. It is a transcript of the gene lcmt1, whose product is annotated as leucine carboxyl methyltransferase 1. Gene Ontology annotation, cellular component: cytosol. The record is from RefSeq and is a predicted model, not a curated record. NCBI's taxonomy places the organism in Eukaryota, Metazoa, Echinodermata, Asteroidea, Valvatida, Acanthasteridae. Gene Ontology annotation, molecular function: protein C-terminal leucine carboxyl O-methyltransferase activity. Gene Ontology annotation, biological process: C-terminal protein methylation.
UUGAGGGCGACAUGGAUUACUAUAAAAAAUGGCGGCCCCUAUGGAUGAGAGUUUAAGCGCAGUACGAUAACUACGAACUUAUUUUCCACGGUAGAGAUUCUGCCGUUAAGAUCAGUAAAUAUUAACCCGCCAGACGAUUUGGCUCCUGAACGACAAUAUGGUCGACGAUGCGAUUCAUGCUACAAAUGAUGAUGCUGCCAUGUGUAAACGGAAAGGUCCCUCCUUGGUACAUAUACCAGUAUAUCAACAGGGGUGUGAGAAUUCAGCGUUUUUGUACACCUUGUCUGUGCAAAAAUUUGCAGUUCAGCAGGGGUACUGGAAGGACCCCUACAUCCAAUUUCUAGUGAAAGCUGGAGAGAGGAAAGCGCCAGAGAUCAACAGAGGUUACUUUGCAAGAGCAGAGGGUCUUCGCAGUGUCAUGAGGCAGUUCUUAAAGCUGACCCACUGUGCCUGUCAGAUCAUCAACUUGGGGGCUGGAUUUGACACCAACUUCUGGCUUCUAAAGGAUGAGGGCCUAGAGGCAGACCUCUUUGUGGAGCUGGACAUGAGAGCAGUAACCAGUCGAAAGUGUCACAUGGUCAGAACCAGAGCAAAGUUGCUGGAACCAGUUCAGGCCAGUCAUGGAACUACACCCGUGGUAAUUGAAGAUGCAGAGCUUCACUCAAGGCAUUAUCACAUCAUGUGGGCUGACUUGAGAGAUCUGAGGCAGGUAGAAGAGAAACUCAGUCAAGUUGGAGUGGAUAAAAACAAACCUACCCUGUUCCUGAGUGAAUGUGUGCUGGUUUACAUGCCAGUGGACAAGUCCAACAGCCUGGUCAAGUGGGUGGCCAGCAACUUUGGUACUACCUUCUUCCUGAACUACGAGCCAGUCAACAUGGGGGAUCGUUUUGGCCAAGUCAUGGUGGCCAACCUGCGCAAGAGGACCUGUGACUUGGCAGGUGUGGAGGCUUGCAUGAGCCUUGAGACACAGAAAGAGCGGUUUCUGUCCAAUGGUUGGGAGGGAGCAACAGCCAUGGACAUGAUGACAGUGUAUCAUAACCUCCCUGGGGAAGAGUUGCAACGCAUUGAGCGGCUGGAAUUCAUGGAUGAGAGGGAGCCUUUGCAACAACUGAUGGAUCAUUACUGCAUAGCCUGGGCAUGGAGGGAUGUGAACAAGAUUGGUCUGGAGUCAGUUGGCUUUAACAGGUGAUACUCAGAAACUCACUGAAUGAAAAGUGAUGCAACCCUGAACAAGUCAUGGAGUGAAUUAAAGAGACACCUUUUCAGAAUUUUCAGUUUAAUGCUUGAUUUCAGGAUUUGUUUUUAUUUCAACAUGAUUUUGAAGCGUUUAGUUGACUCAAAUUCUUCUCAUUGUGCAGUUCUCAUGACAGUUACAUCUUACUCUACAGUUGCUUUGAGUCAACAAAAUCUGUGUAAACAUAACUCAGUACUUUAAAUUAAAUCACUUUAACUGAAAAGUCGCAAAUUCAUCAGUGAAAGUUCAAGACAGUAAUUUGUUUCAAUGUAAUUUACAUAUGUGUCAACAAAAUGUAGUGUUGUGGUUAGUAUGAUGGUAUUUGGCUGCAUAAGGGUAGAUUCAGUAUUGCUUCAUUUCAAAAUGUGAAAAUAAUAAUUCUCAGCAUGUCAAAAAUUUAUGUAGUCAGCAUAUAUUUAAUUUCUUUAUGUGUUUGUGUGCAUAAUGAUGCAUGAGUCGAUGUGUUCUACCUUCAGAGUUUUAUCAAAGUGUGUGAAAAUUCUCAAGCCAUGAUGCUGUUCAUUACUUCAGUUAGCUGCAUCUAUGUUGAACUUGAUUUGGCAGUGCAAAUGAUUUAACAGCUAAGGCAAAAAUGAAGAAGUACGAUGUGUUCCUGCUGAUAGAAAACUUAAAUUGUUUUUAACAGCCAAUGCACACAUUAUAUUGUGUAAAGGUCAGUGAACUGUAAAAACUAUAAUGCGCACUGUAAAGUGCAAACAGCCCUAUUAGACCUUCAAAUACAAAAAAAUGGGGUCCAUUUGGGAGGGGUAUACUUUUUGCAAAUUAUGACAUCAAAUAACAUUGUUAUACCAUGGUCAUAGAUAGUGAAUUUUUAUUGGUUGCGAACUGAUUACGUGAUGCUACAAGUGCGCAUCAUUCACGCAUCAAGCACACUGGCAAUGUUGGCAGGCCACAAAGAAUGAUGGAUAACGUUGAUCUUUCCCACCAAUGAUUUUGUGGUGUCUACUGCAUUGUAAUUGUUUAAUCUUGGGUAUGAGGGUGGAUGACCGCGGUGGUACUACUAGUACUUACCAAUUAUUGUAGGAGUUGUGCCCUUUGUGGAAGACAUUGUAUGUUCACAAGUGCUACUUUCUUCACUCUGUCACGACGGAGACCCACGGGUUAUUAAACUUCUGUUCGUGCACCCAGCUGUACUCAUGGAACAUCAGUAUGCUCUGAUCUCUGUUUCUGCUGCUGUUGCUAUUGCUUUUAUAUAAAUUGCUCAUGUGGUUGUCUCUUCUGAUCUGCUUUUCAAUCUUGUCAAUCUUGAAAUCCAACCAGUUGACAAAAACCCCAGUGCUUUGUGGGUGGAAUUUGUAUAUGUGGGACGUGUUCCUGGGCGAUUUUCAAGAUUUUCCGUUUUCAAAGAAGAACAGUAUACAGUGGUAUACUAUGUCAAAACAAUGACGAAUUACCACCAUUAAUGCCAACUGAAAAAUGAUGGCAAUUCCCAGCAGCUUGGUCUUAAGUUCCUGGAGCAGUCUUUUGCUACAAGGCCCAGCUCGUGUGUCCGAUUUCAGGCAACCCCAGCUAUGCGCAUAAAGCCAACAUCUCCGGUACCAGGUACCCCGGCACAGAGUGGUUUUAAUGUCAGGUUUCUGUAGAAAACCAGAAAUCCUGGAUUUUUCCCUCCCCCCCUCAAAAAAACAACAUAGG